Acipenser ruthenus (sterlet) is the source of this 5191-nucleotide messenger RNA. Its product is annotated as potassium voltage-gated channel subfamily S member 2-like. Gene Ontology annotation, biological process: potassium ion transmembrane transport; protein homooligomerization; regulation of delayed rectifier potassium channel activity. Gene Ontology annotation, cellular component: voltage-gated potassium channel complex; membrane. NCBI's taxonomy places the organism in Eukaryota, Metazoa, Chordata, Actinopteri, Acipenseriformes, Acipenseridae. Gene Ontology annotation, molecular function: voltage-gated potassium channel activity; protein binding. The coding region runs from base 797 to 2230 and encodes 477 amino acids. The transcript is spliced from 2 exons. The record is from RefSeq and is a predicted model, not a curated record.
UAAUGUAUUCCGCGUAUGUCUUGGCUUACAUGGCUUCAUGCACAAUAAAUUGCAUUUUCUAUUCUUGGAAACGCUACCUUAGUCCUUCAGUAUAUAUAUAUAAAGCAAUAAACUGAAAAAAGUGAAUCUGCGGCUUAGACGAUUGACUUCAAGAUACGUGUAAGAAUUCUUCUCUGAGCUAAAUAAAAUAAAAUAAAAAAUAGUCUUGAACCGUGAGUGUAAUAUAUUAGGCUAUUUACAGGUCUACCUUUCUGAACCGACACCUAACCCCAACAAACCAAAUAUCCUAAAAUUCUUUAUUUUAUAUUUUUUACUCGUAACCGCAGACGAAUUCAUGACUGCUGCCUCGGAGCUGUCUCUUCAGCACCACAAUGAUGUUUUAUUCCAACUACUGCUACAGUACGUGUUGCUGCGCCGUGCUGGAGUAGACUACAAUAAGGUUUUCCAAGACUGCUUCAGUGUAGGGAUAAGACAUGAACAGAAAGCUUUGCGCUGAUCGUGAUGUUUCUUUGUUGAGGUAAAAGAGCAAAAAUUAGGACAGUGAUGCGAAUUCUUUGAUUGCAGAGGGUGGAAAAAAUGACCGCGUUGAUUAUUGGGUAAUCCCCCCAUCCAGACAUUUAAUUUCCACAAAUAACAAAACUGGCACCAGAACUAAAAACGGCUUGGAAACUACAAUCUCAAAAAGGAAAAUAAAUCUGCGGGAUUAAAUGGAGGCAAACAACUUGCUGCUUCUCAGUACACAGUAAAUAACUUAUUUCAGACCAGUUUCCUGUGUAUCUGAAUUCUGCAUCUCAGCAUGACAGGUCAGAGUCUGGAAGACCUAACAGAAGCCAAUUUUGAAAACAAUGAAAUAAGCAUAAAUGUGGGAGGAUUUAAGAAAAAGCUGCGGUGGAACACCCUGUCCCGGUUUCCCGAAACCAGGCUGGCCAGGCUGCUGAGCUGCCAGUCCAGAGAGUCUAUACUAGAACUGUGUGAUGAUUAUGAUGACACAGAAAACGAGUUUUACUUCGACAGGAACCCUGCCCUGUUCCCUUAUGUUUUAAAUUUCUACAACACCGGCAGGCUUCAUGUGAUGGCGGAGCUCUGCAUUUUCUCUUUCAGCCAAGAGAUAGAAUACUGGGGCAUAAACGAGUUCUUCAUUGACUCCUGCUGCAGCACCAUGUACCAUGGCAGGAAAAUAGAGCCAGAACAAGAAGACUGGGAUGACAAAAGCGAAGAAGAGAGCACCACAUCUUCCUUCGACGAGAUCCUUGGCUUCUACAAUGAUGCUUCUAAGUUUGAUAAUCAGCCCCUGGGGAAUAUCAGAAGGAGGAUCUGGUUAAUGCUGGACAACCCUGGCUAUUCUAUCCCGAGUAGGAUAUUCAGCUUCCUUUCAAUAUUGGUGGUCCUGGGGUCUAUAGUUACCAUGUGUAUGAACAGUAUGUCUGACUUUCAGAAAUUUGACAGUGAAGGGAACCCAGUAGAGGACCCCAUGUUUGAAAUGGUGGAGCACUUUGGAAUUGGGUGGUUCACUUUUGAGCUGGUGGCAAGGUUCGCAGUUACACCAGAUCUCCUCAGAUUCUUUGAACACCCUUUAAAUCUCAUAGACCUGAUGUCAAUCUUACCUUUUUAUCUGACUCUCUUCAUCAACCUGGUGGUAGAAAGCAGCCCGGCUCUUGCAAAUCUUGGACGUGUGGCUCAGGUUCUAAGACUCACAAGGAUCUUCCGGAUCUUGAAACUUGCUAGACAUUCAACAGGGCUCAGAUCCCUUGGAGCCACCCUCAAGAACAGUUACAAAGAGCUCGGCCUCCUUCUGCUGUAUUUGUCUGUUGGGGUCUCCUUUUUCUCGGUGGUGGCCUACACCAUUGAAAAAGAAGAAAAUUAUGGACUGACCACCAUCCCUGCCUGCUGGUGGUGGGCCACGGUCAGCAUGACCACAGUGGGUUAUGGAGAUGUGGUCCCAGGAUCCAUAGCAGGCAAGAUAACUGCAUCUGCCUGCAUAUUAGCAGGGAUCCUGGUGGUAGUGCUUCCCAUCACACUCAUUUUCAACAAGUUUUCCCACUUCUACAAAAGACAAAAGCAACUGGAAUCUGCAAUGAGGAGCUGUGACUUUGACGAAGGAAUAAAGGAGGUGCCUUCUAUUAAUCUGAGGAACUAUUACGCACACAAGGUGAAAUCCUUAAUGGAAAGCCUUUCAAAUAUGAGCCGGAUUUCACCCAGUGAACAGAGCCUUAAGAAUUCAAUACUUUGAAGGUGAACAAAGCAAAGGUCAGCGUUAGAGGUAGUGUACUUCACUUCCUAAUAUUUCAUUUAAAACGGGAUGCAUGGACGGGGGAACCUGUUAUGUAAAACUGAGGUUAAAAAAAAAAUGAAACUGGUACUUCAUGUUCACUUGGAAAGAUUGUGUAGAGAUUUACCCAACUAAAAGACAUCAGCAAAUUGGAAUAGAUUUUUAAUACAUGAGGAGCAUCUCCAAAUGCAGUGGCUACUACAUAGUUAAAAAUGAUAUUAUAAUUUUUUGGAACAAAUGUAAAUGUAUGUUUUAUGUUUUGACAGUAUAAAGAAAUAAUGUAUAGCAAAGGCAAUUCCGUAUUGACAAUGGACUGAAGAAAGACAGUUGGAUCAGUAACUUCUUGUUCAAGCAAAUUAAAAUUAUAAAAUGGUAUAUCUGAAUAUAAGUAAAUGGGCAGUAUUUUAUAUCCAGUUCAUCAAAUGCAUUAUUCACCUAAUUAAAAAAUCACCUGUUUAUAGAAAAGCAGUGAGCAGAAUUGUAUAUUGAAAAACGUGGGGCUUGUCCUCUUGGAGUUGCCAGCAACAAACGAGGUGUUGAAUCAAACGUACAAGCAACAUGUACUUUUACAAGCAGCUAAAAACGGGUUCAUUUUGUGUUAGUUUUACCAUUAUAAGUGUUUACCAUAGUAAGAGCAUAGCAAAGUGUAAUAAAGCAAUGUGAAAGCAUGGUAAAAUAUAAGUAGGCAUUGCAAAGCCCAGAGCAGUAUGGUAAAGCAAAUUUAAAAACAUGCAUAGUAUAUCCAUGGGAAAACUGCAAAAGUUCCAUGCAAAAAUACCAUGGUUAAAAAAAAAAAAAAAAAAUGUAUAGCCUUUGUUCCAUAAAAGUAACUAACAGGUUGGUAAUUAUUUUUUGUGUUGGUCUUUUCAGUAUGCUAGUAUUUCACAUGUGUGAUUCACUGCCCUGUAAACAAAGCUUUCAAGUUACUUUGUACAAUAGUGUACUGCACUGACAGCUUGCUGGCUCAUAAUGAUAUCCAGCUGUUGUAUUAAAUCGAGAUAAUUUGUAGUAUAAGAGCACCUGUGGGUUACUUCUGACCAUUUCAUAAAAAUGUACAGUCGUGAUAAAAGGUAUUUUUCAACAAAAUUAUUUAAAGGCUUGUCAAGAUUCAGAUCAGUGGGGGCUCCAGAGUGGCGCAUACAGUAAAGGCACUCCACGUGGAGUGCAAGAUGUGCCCUAUAGCCUGGAGAUCGCUGGUUCGAGUCCAAGUUAUGCCAUUGCCGAUCAUGGCCGGGAGUUCCUAGGGGGCGGCACACAGUUGGCCGAGCGCUGCCCGGGUGGGGAGGGUUCAGGUCGGCAGGGUAAUCCUCGGUUCACCGCGCACCAGCAACUCCUGUGGCCGAUAGGGCGCCUGUGGGUCUGCUGUAGAAGCCACUCAGAUCUGUGUUGUCCUCCUGCACUAUGGGUCUGGUGGCUUCGCUGUAGACCUGCAGUGCGAAAAGACGGCUUGGCAGGACACGGGAUAAUAACUGGGCAUUCCAAAUUGGGGAGAAAACCGGGGUAAAAACCAUUGGCGACGACCAAAUAAAAAAAUUAAAAAAUAAAUAAAUAAAAUAAAUAAAAGAUUCAGAUCAGUGGCUAUUUUCUCAUUUGCUCAAGGACGUGUAACAGACAGAACUAGUGUAAGAGCCCCUUUCUAUUCCACCAGCACAGAUCCUGCAUUCACAUACCAUCAUUGCAUACUGUAUUUCCUAGCAUGGGAUAAGCCAGAAUUCAUUAUUACUUUUUUUUUUUUUUUUUUUUAAACCAAUGCACCUUACUAAGCCUGUAACAUUCUUGUUGCUGUUACCUUGUACUCUCACACAAUCUACUAAUAUAUUAUGCAAUAUAAAAUCUGAAAACAGUAUCUGGUAAUUGUGUCAAAACAAUUAAUGAAUGUAUGUAUUCUUUGUUAGUCUCAGUGUUACUGUAAAAUAGAGUUUUACUAACUUAUAAAUCUUAGAACCAGACAUCUCUGCAUCAUCAACUGAAUGUGCUUUUCAAAUGUGAGUGAGCAGCAUGGAUAAUUUAAUGAACUUAAAAAAUAAAAAAAGCAUGCAUUGUGUUGUAUGCAUAACCAUGAAUUGUGUUUAUAAAAACUGUUAAUUUGCUUAAAGUUGUACUUCCCAUACCACAAGGGGUAAACACAAUGUUAAAAUAAUAAAGAAUAUUACAUUUUGUUGUGCAAAUGAACUUAUUUAGUAGUGGUGUGCAAACAAAGACUACACAGUAGUCUCUCACGAAUAAACCUUUAGGGAAAAAAUAGAGACAGCUCUAAAUGUUUUACACAUGGAAUUUUUUUUUUUUUAAUGAUAGCAUGGUCCAUUGGUCAUUUAAUAUUCUACUGGGGUCCAGGAUUCUGAAAGUCUGUUGUACCUGGACAUGUCAUAUUACUGUAACAUUUUUCAAAUACAAAUAUAACCAAUAAGAAAAAAAAAAAAAAAAAAACACACACAAAACGAACACAAAAACCCCAGUUGGUAAUCUCUAAGAAGUUACCCAACAGUAAAGGGGAGUUGGGUACACAAUGUGAGAGCAGAAUGGUUGACGGGCAAACUUCUUUAAUGUGUUCGGUAGGUAAAUACAUUUCAGAAAAUAACUUAGUGUCUUCAUUGAGAGGUUACAGACCCAUUUAGAAUGCGUACAAAGUCUUAAACACUACGUGAAGUAAAUAUGAAGUAAAUAACUGAGCAACAAACUCUGGCAAACAUUUCAAUGAGAAACAGCACCUUAUCUCAUUUGUAAUCUAGUUUCUUUUAAUUGCCACUGAAUGGGUGAUAUACUAUACAGUAGUAAUACAAGAGUGGUCAGGUUGACAGUCCUGGCCUCUUUUUAAGUGUGAAGAUCUUUAAGUUUUACUUAAAAUUUAAAACUGAAAAUUCAAUACCAUACUAUGGAUAGAAUAUGAAUAUGUACUAAAAUAAAAUGGGUAAAAAAAAAAAA